AUGGAUACCUGGGGCAACGUGAAGAUUCCUAUGAUGGAAAGCUUGAACACCAGCUCCACCAGCGAUGGCUGGCACGCGGUCGAUGCAAAUAGUUCUGUCUAUUCUUCCUUGAUUGGUAUCCCUGUCUCGGCCGUAGCGGAUCGAGCGAAUACCACUUUCAGCCUGGAGACUUCGUACUGGGCCCUUGACUGUCCGCGUUUAGAGGAGUACGGCAACGACACGAGAGAUACGGAUAACUAUGAUUGGAUCGAAGCACAAGACUACUCAUGGGCACUAAAGACAGAACGCAUCGCCGACAACUCUUCGCGAUACCUGGCGCUCACAUCAAACACGAACGAUCCACCACCUCGAAACUGGGUGUACUUCAGUUAUGACGAUACCGACAACGCCCGUAUGAGCUAUGCCGAGUGCACGAUGCGCACCCGCCAUGUUGAGGUUCAAGUCCAUUGCAAAGGCAGGAGCUGCGAAGUGGUGCGAAUGCGCGACUCGACGUUGCCACAUCUGCCGUCCGGUUGGACUUUCCUCGAUGAUUCUCAUCAGAACACAUAUAUAUUCACUCUAAACCUUCAACAAGCCGUUAUGGCGAACAUGUUUACACCAUCUGCAGUUCAGCGAUAUUUCACCAACCCUGGAUCUCCGUUCAACACCACGGCCAAGAUGCCGCGGCUAUACACUGUCGGGCCGAAGUCUUUUGCUAUAAGCUUUGCCCAGUUGCUGAACACUUUCUGGUUAGCGGGCAUCGGAGCUUUCGUCGUUCCCGGUGGCAUACCACAUUCAGACAGCAAUCUUGGGAACGGCACCAAUGUGUUGCAAGCCACCAACGCUGUCAUGUCCGAAAGCGAAGAGAUCUUAGUCUGCGACAAGAGAUGGCUCGCAACGUUGCUCGUAUCCACUUCAGCAAUGUUCAUCGCUGGAGUUGUCGGACUGGCGCUGGGGUUCGUGCGUCGUGGACCUGAUCUUGCGAUGGACAUUGCGACAAUGACACGAGAUAAUCCGUACAUGAACCUGCCGCAGGGCGGCUCGGCGCUUGACUGCGCCGAACGCUCGAGAUUGUUGAGGAAUAUUAGAGUGCGCUUUGGCGACGUGACGCCGCAUGGAGAAGUGGGAUAUGCUGCGAUAGGAUCUUUGGUAGAUGAAAAAGAGGUGGACAUACUCAAGGAGGAGAGACUUUACGCUUAG
Messenger RNA from Coniosporium apollinis CBS 100218, 1179 nucleotides. RefSeq lists its product as uncharacterized. The record is from RefSeq and is a predicted model, not a curated record. The transcript has a single exon. NCBI's taxonomy places the organism in Eukaryota, Fungi, Ascomycota, Dothideomycetes. Bases 1 to 1179 code for a protein of 392 amino acids.